AUGGCGGCUACCACCAUGAACCCAGGCGAUUUGUACCAUGAUCCGUCCCUCGAUGGCCUCGUCCAACCACAUAGCGACCCCCGGUACAAUGGUCCAGUCGAUGACGGCAUGAGUCGACCAUCGCGCCGAACAUCACAUCCAGAUUCGCGGUCCCGGCGGGUGAGUGGCCAGGUCUUUGAUUCUGCCGAUUUCAUGCCCUUUGCGCCUGAGGUUCCUCGUGGACCUCCGAAUGCGUACCGGGACGCGGGCGCGGCAGAGCCUGUAGUAGCUGGCCCUCCGCCGCAGAGGAGCUUUUCGCAGCGCGCGAAAGGCAGGCCAUUCGCGAAGGAAGCUUUCGAGGACGUCGAUAGCGACGGAAGAUACCCGGCUCGAGGGUCGUCUCAGCAGCCUGGCCCGAUGCCGACCGAUAUGAACACCUCGCGAAGAGCUGUCCAGCCUCCAUCUCAGCCACAAACGGUCGAGCGAAUCGCAAAGCCUUACGAAAGCCCAGCGAGGCCUCCUACGCAGCAAGAUGCAGGUAUCGCAAACAGUCAAGCCUCUCCUCGAGAUGGCCUCCGUGUCGUCACCAACGACCUGCAGGACAGCAGUAGGCCACAAAAGAGGCAGACGGCCCAAAGCGCAGUCGAGCCUCGCACCCAGCAACAAUCCGCCAGACGACCACCUAUGCAGGAGCCUAUGUCGGCCCGUUCUACACAGCGACCAGACCAGCAAGUUCCUCUGUCCGCCGUGAGCCGGUCAAGUGCAAGAGCUGUCUCCGCUGGAGACCGGGAGUGGGCGCCAGAUCGGUCACCUUUGCAGAAGCUGGAACUCACCAUAAAUGAUAUCAGCAAGGAGGAGAAGAGAGCUAGAGUCCAAGAAGCCGAGAUGCUGCUGAGAGAAGCCAAAGCGCGACAAGCUGGCGGCGGUGCUGGUGAUGUACCCGCAGACAGACGAGCCGUGUCAAAUCCCACGCGCGCAGGCACGAAGCGACAGCGAGAGCUGAUCAAAGCGAGAGAUGACGCACGUCCUCAGCCUACUAUCGAGGAUUCCGGCCUGGUCAGAGGCUUGAGCCAGACUCAUCGUGAUAGACUACAGCAUAGCACGACCAUCGAGAGUCAACGACCUGACGUGAGACGCAUAUCGGGCGAGGGUAAGAAGGGCUUCAACUACUCGUCUGCCGAGCCCGAUUACGAGCCUUCCCCCGUCGCAUACCCUUCAAAGCAGAAUGUUGUCCAGGACUCACGUCCUCAAGCCUCAGCUCCGACCCAGCAACCUCGAUCAGUAUCAGAUCAGCAGCGGGCUCUGCCUGGACAACAGCAACAGCAGCCGCGAUACAUUGAUGAUAGUGACAGGAGACCACUUGACCGGAACGCAUCCCACAAAGCCGCGCUGGCAAGGUUGACAGGAGCUGAUGGCACACCGCAGCGCAAUGGAUCCAGGAAACUGCAAAAGACUCCGCCAACAGACGUGCAGACCUCAAGGACGAGGCAGCAUAUUGUUCCCGCAGCGGCCACGCCUGCCACUGGUACAGCACUCGGCGCUCACGACAGAUCUGUGCCUUCGGACGAGACGACCAUCCCUCAGGUACUGACACCGCCUCCGAAGAUUCGAGAUCCGAGCAGUACAGUGGGCGGAUCACCACCUGUCAGUAGCCCAAUGUCUUCGAUGCGUCCCGUCGGUAAACGCCAGAGCAAGUCAAGCGUGACAUUCAAAGAGCCCAUCUUUUCGAAACGACCAGUGGACGAGUGGAAGGAGGCAAAGACAGCUCGCUUGACUUCAGCAGACUUUGCUCUUGACAAGCCGCAAGUGGAGCCAGUGGACAAGAGCAAAACUUGGUGGGAAGAGGGCGGUACUCAGCAACGAAGGCGUCGUCGAUCUUCCGCCUCGUUCGCGACAAGCACUCGGCCGGGCGACAUCAUCGAUAACUCUCGAGCUGAAUUUCGACCAAGGCUGUUCAUGCGUUGUGGGCCAUUGCUUCGAUACCUGGGCGCGAAACGUAUCAAGGACGAAGCAGGUCAAGUGACUGGGGAAGUUUGGCGUGGCAGUGUCAUGAUCGUCACGCAGGACACACAUUCGGACUACAACACGCCACCAACAUUGAGACUAUGGUCACAUCCCAAGAACCUACUGCCUCCGCCUCCUGAAAAGAUCGGAGGUGACCUUGCGCAGGAAUACGUGGACCCGAUUGCUGGCCUAACGAAAAUGUCCAGAAUUGGCAGGCCGCUAUACGUGCGUCCAGUAGAUCAUCUGCAGGAGGAAAGAGAUCUUUCCACGAUUGAGAACGACGAAGGACUUUACGAGAGCUCUCCCAGUCUGCUCGACACCAACGGUCAUGCAGGCAAAACAACAGCUCUUACAAAUGAUCGAAGCACUGAUCAAGACGGUGAAUCCGUUGGCAAGUAUCAAGAAGUUGCAGCUGCGAGACUAUACGCGGAUCCGGACCGCGAUGUCACGUUCUGGCGCUUCAACAUCGAGGUCGAGCUCAGCGACGUGCAGCAACACGUUUCGUACCGCAUCAAUCGAGGAGCGUCUUCCGGCUUCUGGGUUCCUGCUCGGGGUCAGUCAAUGAACAUUAUGUUCCACAGCUGCAACGGGUUCAGCUUGUCUGUCAAUCCCAACCAGUUCUCCGGCCCAGAUCCUCUCUGGAGAGACGUGCUCAAUGUGCAUCAAACUCGACCUUUCCAUGUCAUGAUCGGAGGAGGUGAUCAAAUAUACAACGAUCGCUGCACGACCGAGACACAGUUGUUUGGAGAGUGGCUGAAGAUCAGAAAUCCGACACACAAGCACAACGCGCCUUUCACAAAGGAUAUGCAGGAGGAACUGGAAACUUUUUAUCUCAACAGAUACUGUAUGUGGUUCUCGCAGGGUCUCUUUAGCAUGGCCAACAGCCAGAUUCCGAUGGUGAAUAUUUGGGACGAUCACGACAUCAUCGAUGGGUUCGGCUCCUACCCGGACCACUUCAUGAAGACGCCAGUCUUCUCUGGUGUCGGCAAUGUCGCAUUCAAGUACUACAUGCUCUUCCAGCACCAAAGUGUACCAGAAGAGACAGCUGCGCACGAGCCAAGUUGGAUCCUCGGGCAUGAGCCAGGUCCAUACAUCCACCAACCCAGCCGAAGUGUGUUCAUGCACAUGGGCAAAGAAAUUGCUUUCUUGGGCAUCGACUGUCGGACUGAGCGUAUGCGCGACGAGAUUCUCAGCAUCCGCACGUUUGAUAACCUUCUCGAGCGGUGCAGGCAGGAGAUCAUUGAAGGCGAGACCAAGCAUCUGCUUGUUCUGCUUGGUGUGCCAAUCGCCUACCCACGACUCGUUUGGCUCGAGAACGUGCUCACAAGUCGAGCUAUGGACCCGUUGAAGGCACUCAACCGAAUGGGCGUCAUGAAAACCGGCUUCUUGAAUAAGUUUGAUGGCGGCGUGGAGAUUCUGGAUGAUCUCGACGAUCACUGGACAGCGAGUCACCACAAGUCAGAGCGGAAUGACUUGAUCACAGACCUUCAGGAUCUCGCAGCUGAGAAGUCUGUUCGUAUCACCAUUCUUGGAGGUGAUGUGCACCUCGCUGCUGUAGGCCAAUUUCGAUCCAAUCCGAAGCUGAAGAUCCCGAAAGAUCACGACCAUCGAUACAUGCCUAAUGUCAUCUCAUCUGCUAUCGUCAACACUCCGCCACCCGACAUCAUGGCUGACAUACUCAACAAGCGCAACAAGGUGCACACGCUCAACAAGUACACCGAAGAAGACAUGAUCCCGAUGUUCACACACGACGUCGACAGGAGAAAACGCAACAACACACAUCUUCUGCCUCGCCGAAAUUGGUGCUCGAUACGAACAUAUGCUCCUGGAUCGACGCCACCAGCAUCUCCUGUCAGUACACUGACUCCAUCUGUCAACUCCAACGAAGACGAAAUAGACGAUUUCUCGCUUGAUCAGGACCGCGAGCCACCGAAGCGGCGCUUCUCCUUUACCCAAGAGCCGGCAAAUAUGUUUCGGAAGCUCAGCAAAAGACGCCCACCUCCAUCAGCAUUUCCGCAAGAAGGUAUCCCACAACGUUCCGCAUCCUAUGAUGGCUCGCAACCUGCCAAGAGAGGCUUCUUGGGUCGCACCUUCAGCUUGACCGGGCGGAGGUCAUCGGUCGACUCUCAGGACUCAAUAUCAAGAUCACAGUCUGUCGACCGAGCUCCAGCUCCUGUGCGGCCUGGUAUCCUUCGUCGUCCAACGAACCUGUCUGAGAAAGCCGCCAGGAAAGGCAAUGUUCCAGCGAUUGAUGCUGAGGGCAACGAGAUUGAUGUCAACGAUACCAUUAACCUUGAGGGUGGUCUCGAUGUCGUACUGAACGUCGAAGUAAACCAGAAAGACCCAGCUGGCAUCACCACGCCUUAUCGACUUCUUGUACCUGCACUAUGGUACGACGGCUCAUCUGACCGCGAGAAGCUGCCGAAUACUCCUGUUGUCGAGAAGAAGGGUCCACUGCUUGGACGUAUGUUCAGCGGUCGCAGCGGUGACAAUCGUGGUGCUGCAAAGCAAGGUCAAGGAAACUGGGGUCAGGAUCACAGUGAUUCAGAGCCGUACACGGACGAUGAGCACACUGACCCGCAGCAGCAACGUUCUCAGCAGCAGGCCCAGCCUCGUCGGAUGUUUGGCCUCUUCGGCAGUCGACGACGAAAGCAGGACGAACUGUACAGCGACGAAGAAUCCGACAUCGAGAAUCAGCCGCCCAAUGGACAAGGUGCAGCAGGUUUCAAUCAGCCUCCACAAGCUCAACAACAACCUGUCCAGCGUCACUCAUCAGCACCGCAUCCCCCAGUCCAAGUCCAUCAGCAAAACCCUGCUCCAUCACGAAGGAUGCAAAUGCCCGAGACCCACGAUGCUCUUUACGACACGACGAAUCAGCCACCUUCAUACCACACAAGCCAGCGCAUCCCGAUCGCUCAAGCCCAAGGAGCGAAGCAGAUCUCCAUCGCGCCGAGCAACAAUCGACAGGUGACGAUUGGUGGACGACAACGCGCCGCUUCUGCCGCUGCUCAACAGACCCAGCCACAGCAACCACAGGCGCAGCAGACCCGUCAGCAACAGCACGUCACAAUGGCUGCACCGCGCCCCACGCCUGGGACUGAAGGUCUCAAUGCUCACGCACAGCAGCUGCCACCGCAAGUUCCGCGCCAACACCUGGCACAGCAUCUGGCGCAGCACGGGCGAGUCGCGAGCGAUAGCUACCCAAUCCAGUCACCACCAUCGGACGACGAUAGCACUUCUGUGUCGUCCAUCUCAGACACGAAGCCAUCGCACCAGCAGCACGCUAAUCGCGCAAAGCUGGGAACCUCUGCUCCUGCUACUGCUGCUGCUGCUCCUGCUUCCGCCAGCAUACGCAGCGCGCACCAGCAUCCACCGCCCCAGCAGCACAGUCGGAACGAGCCCCUUUACAGCUCCGACGAAUCCGACACCUCCGACGAAGAAACCGCCAGCUACCAGCCGACCUACCCACAACCCGUGCCACCUCAGCGGAGACAGAGUAAACAGGAACGCUUACUCGGGAUUGGGCCUGGCGGCGCGAGCUUGCCGCCUGCCGUGGCGGAUCAGGUGCCACCGAUGCAGCGAGGGCCGCUACGGGGCAAUGGCAUCAUCGGGAACUUCUCUGGGGCGGGCGGAGGUGGUAACGAUCGGCAUAGUGCGAAUGCGUGGGCGAAUAACCCGCAUGAGCAGCAGUAUGCGCGGCAGCAGGCACGAGGUGGGUAUUCGGGGAUUGAGGCGUAUAAGGAGCCGAAGGCGCGGGGAAGGGGGUUGAGUGGGAGUUUUAGACGGGCGAGGGAUUGGUUGGAUGGCGGUGGGAGGCGGGAGAGAGAUUAUGAUUGA
Molecule: messenger RNA, 5820 nt
Organism: Cyphellophora attinorum
Lineage: Eukaryota; Fungi; Ascomycota; Eurotiomycetes; Chaetothyriales; Cyphellophoraceae
Exons: 2
Coding region: 1-5820 (1939 amino acids)
Cellular component (GO): membrane
Source: RefSeq, a predicted model, not a curated record